Molecule: messenger RNA, 1371 nt
Organism: Drosophila bipectinata
Lineage: Eukaryota; Metazoa; Arthropoda; Insecta; Diptera; Drosophilidae
Product: lysosomal aspartic protease-like
Biological process (GO): cell death; proteolysis
Cellular component (GO): lysosome
Molecular function (GO): aspartic-type endopeptidase activity
Source: RefSeq, a predicted model, not a curated record
AUGCAGCACUGGCUAAUUCUACUGCUUGUCGCCCAAGUUGGCCAAUCGAUGGCUGAACUAAAGAGGAUUUCAAUUAGGCCAAGAAACCUAACCCACAAUGUUCUGUCGGAAAUUUCAUUGCUCAAGUCCAAGUACUUGACAUUGGCGGACGAGUCCGUGGAGGCCAAGGAGAACCUGGUGAACGCCGCCAAUUUCGCGUAUUACGGUGACAUUAGUAUUGGAACCCCGCCGCAGAACUUUACGGUCCUCUUCGACACAGGAUCGUCCAACACCUGGAUUCCUAGUUCCAAGUGUUCUGCCACGGAUGUAGCCUGCAAGAACCACAACAAGUACACAUCCAGUGCAUCCAGCACCUAUGUGCCAGUUGGUACCAAUAUAUCCAUCCGCUAUGGAACUGGGAGUAUGGAGGGCUUUCUUUCAAACGACACUGUCCGGGUUGCAGGAAUAAACAUAACCAAUCAAACUUUUGCCGAGGCCACCGCCGAACCAGAUGGUUUUUUCGAUACUCAGCCGUUUGAUGGAAUUAUGGGAUUGGCCUUCAACACUCUCUCCAACGGACUCAACACUCCCGUGGACAACAUGGUCGCUCAGGGCUUGCUGGACAAGCCAGAGUUCUCAGUCUAUCUAAGACGCAAUGGAAGCUCACUGAUUGGAGGCGAAAUAAUUUGGGGCGGCACUGAUCCAUCUAUCUAUCAGGGAACUAUCACCUAUGUUCCAGUGUCCAUACCACAAUAUUGGCAGUUUACGGUCAACACAGCCAAGAUCAAUGGCGAAGUCCUGUGUGUAGGAUGCCAGGCCAUAGCCGACACUGGCACCUCCCUCAUAGUAGUCCCCAAAAAGGCCUUCACAGCGAUAAACAAGCUGUUGAAUGCCACUGAUAAUGGUGAUGGCACAGCCUCGAUUCCCUGCUGGAAUAUCUGCAAGCUUCCCACUCUGUAUCUGAACAUUGGAGGCUCUAGAUUCACAUUGACUCCGAACGACUAUAUCAUCAAAAUUCUGGGUGACAAUGGCAUGUCCCAGUGCUUGUCCGGAUUCGAGUAUUUGGAAGGAAAUCUACUCUGGAUCCUUGGAGAUGUUUUCAUCGGAAAGUACUACACUGUGUUUGAUUUGGGCAACGAACGAAUCGGCUUUGCCAAAGUGAGGUCCCAGAAAACCAAAAGCCAUCAAAGUCAGUACUAUAAUCGCUAUGAGACAAGCAGCGGCUAUGAUGCAGCUUGGGCAGAAUAUAGUGAUUCCAUAGGAUACGAAGGAACUAGUGACUACAGGAAAAAUUAUGGAAACGAAAGAAAGUAUAGGCCAUACAUUGCCGGUCCUUCGCAUCCAGCGCAGUACGAGUACAGGGAUUUGUCUGUGGAUUACUCUUUUACUUAA